GCGUUAGAGAGGGGGAGGAGAACGCAUAAGCAAGCUGGUUUGGCCAGAAACAGAACUGCCUGUGACAGAUUAAGAGACAAGCAAGGCUUGGAAUUUGAGAGCAAGCAAAGAGAGUGGAAAUUUACAGCUGCCCUGUGUGACUGACUGUUCAAGUGAUCAUUUUCUGCUACCAUUUCCCGGUGGUAAGUGUUACUCUUCAAAGAGAGGGACAGAAAGUCAGGACGGGAUUGUGGAAACUCUUCUCUGCAAUGCUUUGGUAAUAGGAGGCACCCUCUGUUAAAUGGAAGAUAAAGGUUCCUUUUAAAGUACUUUGAGGGCAAGAGAGAACUGUCUUCAGCACCUCACCAUGUGUCUACUUUUUGUCGCUUAGAGCCUGGACAUUUCUAUAACAUUUGCAUUCCAUAUUGGAAGAGGAGAUUUCUGUAGAUGAAAAAAAUGCCUUUCUUUAGUAAAUCACACAAAAAUCCCACAGAAAUCGUGAAAGCUCUGAAAGACAACAUGGCCAUCUUGGAAAAGCAAGAAAAAAAACCAGACAAGGCUUCAGAAGAAGUGGCAAAAUCACUGCAAGCAAUGAAAGAACUUCUGUGUGGGACAAGUGACAAGGAACUCCCAACAGAAGCUGUGGCUCAGCUAGCACAAGAGCUCUAUAAUAGUGGACUACUGGUGACACUGAUAGCUGACCUACAGCUGAUAGACUUUGAGGGAAAAAAAGAUGUGACCCAGAUAUUUAACAACAUCCUGAGAAGACAGAUAGGCACUUGCAGUCCUACUGUGGAGUACAUUAGUGCUCAUCCUCAUAUCCUGUUUAUGCUCCUCAAAGGAUAUGAAGCUCCACAGAUUGCCUUACGUUGUGGGAUUAUGCUGAGAGAAUGUAUUCGACAUGAACCACUUGCCAAAAUAGUCCUCUUUUCUAGUCAAUUCAGAGAUUUCUUUAAGUAUGUGGAGUUGUCAACAUUUGAUAUUGCUUCAGACGCCUUUGCUACUUUUAAGGAUUUGCUAACCAGACAUAAAGUGUUGGUAGCUGACUUCUUAGAACAAAAUUAUGAUACUACUUUUGAAGACUAUGAGAAAUUACUUCAGUCUGAGAAUUAUGUAACUAAGAGACAAUCUUUAAAGCUGCUAGGUGAACUGAUCCUGGACCGACACAACUUUGCCAUUAUGACAACGUAUAUCAGCAAGCCAGAGAACCUGAAGCUGAUGAUGAACCUCCUUCGAGAUAAAAGCCCCAACAUUCAGUUUGAAGCCUUUCAUGUCUUUAAGGUGUUUGUGGCCAGUCCUCACAAAGCACAGCCUAUUGUGGAGAUUCUAUUAAAAAAUCAACCCAAACUCAUUGAGUUUCUGAGCAGUUUCCAUAAAGAAAGGAUGGAUGAUGAGCAGUUCACUGAUGAGAAGAACUACUUGAUUAAACAGAUUCGAGACUUGAAGAAAGCAGUCCCCUGAAGGUCCCACCAGUUUCCUGCUGCUGUCACCAUCUCAUUUAUUCAGUUUCUAUAAAAAGUGUCAUUUCAAAAAGUCAUUGUUCUUGGGAAGGCUUUUCAGAUGCUUAUUUUUUUCUCAAUUCAUUGUUCAAGGUAGAUGGAAUAUAAACAUCAGAAUGAAAAAAAUAAUUAGCCUAGAAUAAUCAUUUUAAUCAAAUCUGUGAUUAUUUAUAUGAAAUGAGAGCCAUCCUAUUAGACAUUGAGAAAAGCAAUUUUAACUCUUUGUUGAGGAAGGGCAGCAGAGCCCUGGGGUUGCAGACCUGAUGCCUCAGUCACCACAAGCCACUCAGUAGGAGCCCAAGUGAGGGGCUCACUGAGUCCUCAAGAAGGAUGAAGUUCUCAGAGGAGGGUUGGGUCCAAGGAUAAGAGGCACAAAACAGUUUUGCCUGCCUGCAUUUAGACAGAUUUCUUAAAGCCCUGAAAGAUGUGAGAAAAUAAGAUUCAUGUUUUCAGUUAUCACAUGUGCUUGUUCUCUACCCACCUCUUUUGACUGUAACUAACUCCCUAGGGAAUCAGUGCCCCCUCCCAACUCAGCUCUCUUUACUACUCACAGUCCCGCAUUCCAUCCCAGCAGAUCUCCUCAGCAUGCCUGACUCCUGGUGCCCUCCACCCCCCAACCUAUAGUUGGGUUAGCAUGGAGCCCACUAUGUAAAAAUAGGAUGGAUUAGCAAGGGUCAUAGGGCAGAGAGGGCCUAUGGGGUAUGACCUGCCCAUCGAGAACCUGGGACGGAUGGUUAAGAACCACAGCUCCACAUAGAGUCACUGCUGCUUCACACUGAUUUCUGUAGGCUUAGUGACUGGAAUAUUUCAUUCAUAAUUGUCAUUAUGGGAAAAGUUGUUUAUGGCUAAAGUGUGUUUUAGAGUAGGAAUCAUUGCACAGGGAUGCCUCAUGUGUACAAAACCAUGGGUCCAGAGGGUUGCACAGGUCUUCAGAUCACUUUUAUACAUAAGGAAACAUUGCCAUUGGGAAGGAUAAUGAUUAAAUGCAUUAAAAAAUUCUCAAAUGAUUAAAAAUUAUUUUUUCAGUUUAUUUUCUAAUUAACCAUCACUCUAAUGUCCCAUCAAAGUCUUCAGUGAAAAGGUAGAAAACCUACAAAAUUUUUUCCCAAAUAUUGUCUUCCACAUAGAAUGAUUAAGGAGUUAAUUUGUGUUCUUUUAAAAAGUCAUGAAACAACAAAAAAUCAGGCUUGUUUUCAUACAUCAAGUGUAUAAAGUGGAAUUUUAAAGCUGUAUUUACAAAACAUUAAAGGUACACUUAUUUAUUUUUUUCAUAAUUUUGUGGCAAAUCAUGAGCUGACACCUUCCAUGUGAACUCUCACUUUUUACAAUACUGGGUGCUGUAUUCUUUGGUCAGUUACUUCUGCACCCAAAUGGGAAAGAUCCCUCUCCAGGAUCAGUGCCUUCUGUAGAGUUACCUGGCAAGGUGUCACCCUUCCUGGCUGAGGCACAAGUUCGUGUUCUUCUGUGCCCAGCAUGGAGCCCUGAGGCAGGUAGUGUGGGACCUGCAAGAUUUCUCAUGGCACUGGGGCCAAUGCUCACAGGACGGUCGGCCAGCUGCCCAUCUGAUGACCUUCAUUCAUUAGUCACUGAAGCCAGAUUAUUUUUCUAACAUUCCCUGACAGUCCAGAGACUCUUAGAAUUUUAUUUUCCUGGUUUUGCCUAUUUGGUUAGAAGAGAGGAGUGUAAAUGUAAAAAAAGAAGGCACAAUAAUCAUUGAAAAUUUAUUUGGUUGCUUAAUACUGUUGCACAACAUCAGGAGACACAUCUUUUCAGUUGGAAAGCAAGGCCUUGUUACAAUUCUUUUUGGAUAAAUAAAACACAUUUCCUCUGGGCUUGAAUUAGCUGUUCCCUAGCAACCCCUUAUCCUAGCUUAGUACAUGUCAAACAGAAACCUAGAGCCUAAGAGGAAAUAAAUGAAGUAGCUGGGGUUUUCUCUAAUACAAAUUUGUAACUUAUUAAUGGAAAUGAGGAAUUAAGAAGCUCACAGUCAAAAUAUGUUUGCACAGAAUUCACUGUAAACAUUGUGAGAAUCGAAUUUUGAAAAGGUCAUAUUUAAUAAGCUAUUUCAAAAGUACACAUUUAAAUAAAGACUGACUAAAGAAAAACAUGCCACAUACUCAGUGGUCAGUUUCAUUCCUCUUCAUGCCUCACAUCUAUGUUCCUGUCAUUGCCCAAAUCAGGAACUAUGCCAGGCAGAGGGACACUGCCUGGCCUCUCGGCAGUGUUCAGGCACCUCUUCCCCAUGCACUGUGCUAACUGCAUGACCUUGUCACGGCCCCCUGCCAAGUGAUGCUAACUGCCACUGACCACCCACAAAGGCCUGAGGCCCAAUUCCUGUUCUUCCUCCCUCUUUCAUUUGGGGAAGGUCCAGGAUGCGAGGAACUACUUUGUGCCUCCCUCUCCCCCCUGUGGCCUGGGAGGCUCCUGGGGGUGUUAAGAUCCUAAAGUGAGCUAGCAGGGAUUGAGAUCAUAAUGUUCUUGGACAAGGCGCGACUAAAGCCAGGCGGCUGCCCAAAUGUUGGAAUUGCCCUUGGAGAAAAGGCUCUGCGGCACACAGCCCUUGUGCAAAUGGACUUGACUGCCAGCCUCCGUGUGCUCCAUCCCUGGGGGUCCCUGGGGGAGCAGUGUACGCCGGGAGGGGUGGGUGAGCUUCCAAAGCCCGUGUCCCUAGCCAAACUGGCCUGCCUGUAUGAG
Molecule: messenger RNA, 4172 nt
Organism: Manis javanica (Malayan pangolin)
Lineage: Eukaryota; Metazoa; Chordata; Mammalia; Pholidota; Manidae
Gene: CAB39L
Product: calcium binding protein 39 like
Biological process (GO): intracellular signal transduction
Molecular function (GO): protein serine/threonine kinase activator activity
Source: RefSeq, a predicted model, not a curated record